Molecule: messenger RNA, 1002 nt
Organism: Fusarium venenatum
Lineage: Eukaryota; Fungi; Ascomycota; Sordariomycetes; Hypocreales; Nectriaceae
Source: RefSeq, a predicted model, not a curated record
AUGCGUCCUUAUACAACACUUCGUUUGCUUGGAAUAACCCUCUUGGCGACUCUUGUGAGUGCUCAAGCUCCUGCACCAGCAGGUUGGCCAAACUUCUGGUUCAAAGGGCAUGUUACAAACAAGGAAACAUUCAUAUACAACCCCACAAACGAGUUCAUAUUUCCUAGUAUCUUCCAUGCAGGACGAUAUCUAGACAACCCCCUAGGAGAAUGGUAUCUCUACUAUGCUCCUCACGAGAACCCGGGUGGUAUUUCUCUCGUGUACUCGGAUAGUCUUGAGGGUCCAUGGAAAGAAUACAGCAACAACCCCAUCAUCAAGAACAAGUGGGACUCUUACUACUCGGUUCCGCACGUAUCCAGUCCUGAUGCUACAUGGAACUCAGAAACUGGGCGUAUGUUUGUUUACUUCCAUGGAGACAACACGAGAACACGCUGGGCUGAAUCUUCCAAUGGUGUGGACUUCAGAUACGGUGGCGUGGCAGUGAGCAACGACAUGGCCAGCUCAGACACCACAGAGUCAAGCUAUGCACGCGUUUUUGCCCAUCCCAACUCAGCAUCGAAGUACAACUACGCAAUGUUCUACAUGGCCAACGAGCGCGACAACAAGCGCAAGAUCAGACUCGCCGAAUCUGUCGAUGGUCGCAAGUGGGUUGUUGACCCAGACUACGUUGUCACUGGUGGCGGUAUAGAGGGUGAUAAUGUGUCUGGUGCGAAUUACUGGGUAUGGAGAGAACAAGCAUAUGUCAUUUACCACGGCUCUUCAGGUAAGAUGUACGCUCGGACUAUUGAUGCGACGCUACGAGAUGUGGGAUCGGAGCCAAUCGUUUUCUACCAGUCCCGUAACCAGGGUGCGGAUGUUGGACGCGUUGCGGCGCCUGAUGUUGCGACAUCUGGGGAGAAUACUUAUUUGUUUUAUGAAUCUGGAGAUAGAUUGGGAGGGACAAUUGCUUGGGCAAAGAUGCAGAAGCAGACGGCUCGUUCUGUUCAGGAAUGGAAGGCAUAG